This is a messenger RNA of Racocetra persica, 145 nucleotides long. NCBI's taxonomy places the organism in Eukaryota, Fungi, Glomeromycota, Glomeromycetes, Diversisporales, Gigasporaceae. The record is from the annotation of a GenBank genome assembly.
AUGGGCCGACCUACUCGAAAAUCAAACCAAAGAAACACCUCCAAUUCAAGUCAAGUAAAUAUUCUCAAGCAAAAUCAGAAAAACAUUUUCAAGACAAGUCAAAAAAACAUUCCCAAGCCAAAAAAAGAUAACAUUCCCGAGUCAA